CGCACCGGGUCAAUCGGCACAUCAAGGACCCCUUUCACAGAGCCCAGCCCUCUUAUCUUUUCGUGUGAGAAUGGAUGGCUGUUGGUCCAAUGAUGGGGUUCUUUUCGAGUCGGACAGCUCGCCGACCUGUGGCUGUCAACGGCCUUGACUGGUUGAAUUUGGGCCAAACCCGGUCUGAAGUUGGAAAGAUCAAUGACACAUCCUUAGCUUUAGCCUCUGUCUUUACUUAACUUUUCCUUUUAUCCUUCGAGAUGCGCUUGUUCUCCUCUUCUUGGCCGUCUGGUUUCACUUCCCUCGACUGCUCAUGGUUGAGGUCGACACACAUCUGGGAUAAGCCUACACCGUGCUCCAUGUUGCGUAUCUGAUCCAAAGGCAACCCACGAGGUCUAGCCCAGCAUUCGAUUUCUCGAAACUCUGCUCUUCCCUGGUUGGAUGUAAUCGAACAUGGCGGAUAAUACUUCAAUUGACAUCAUCCAUUCGCGAGGAUAUGAGAGCGAUCCGAAUCUAGAAUCCCCCUCUGAUCUGGAUAAGCCACAAGAGUCGGCCCCUCUAGACACAGAGUCCAAGUAUGAGCAGGACGUUCCCCCCGAUGGAGGAUAUGGUUGGGUCUGUGUUGCUUGUGUGUUCUGGAUCAAUGCCCACACUUGGGGAAUCAACAGUAGUUACGGCGUGUUCCUCUCCUACUACCUCUCCCACGAUGUGUUCCCGAACACCUCCGCCCUCUCCUAUGCCUUCACUGGUGGCUUGAGUAUAUCGUGUGCACUCCUUGUGGCCCCCGUGGCUACGUACCUCAUCCAUGUCUUCGGCACGCGACUGACCCUCAACCUGGGAGUCUUCUUCGAGACGCUUUCGCUCAUCGGCUCCUCGUUCGCCACGCAAAGAUGGCACAUCUUCCUCAGCCAAGGCGUUUGCUUCGGCUGGGGUAUGGGCUUUCUCUUCGUUGGCAGCGUAGGGAUCAUCCCUCAGUGGUUCUCGCGGCGACGCAGCCUCGCGAUGGGAAUCAACGCCGCGGGCUCCGGUCUGGGCGGCCUUAUGUACUCGCUCGCCGUCGGCGCCAUAAUCCCGCGCCUGGGCCUGCCCUGGGCCUUCCGCAUCCUAGGCAUCAUCGCCUGCGUCGUCAAUCUGGUGUGCGCCAAUCUCCUGCGCGACCGCAACCAGGCCGUGGGCAGUCGACACCAGGCUUUCGCGCUGCCGCUCCUCAAGCGGCCGGAGUUUCUGUUGUUUCUGGGCUGGGGCGUCUUUAGCAUGCUCGGCUACGUGGCCCUACUCUUCAGCGUCGCCAACUUCGCCCUCUCCGUCGGCCUAACCUCGCACCAGGGCAGCGUGGUCAGCGCCCUCCUCAACCUCGGCCAAGGCCUCGGCCGCCCUUUCGUCGGUAUGUUCAGCGACCGCCUCGGCCGCAUCAACAUCGCCACCUUCCUUACCUUUCUGUGCGGCCUGUUCUGUCUGGUUAUCUGGACCUUUGCGCGCAGCAUGGGUGUCGUCUGCUUCUUUGCCGUGCUCGUCGGCACCGUCGCCGGGACUUACUGGGCGACCGUCACCCCCGUCCUCGCCGAGAUCAUCGGCCUCCGCGACCUGCCCAGCGGGCUGAGUAUCACCUGGCUGGUGCUGGUGCCUCCCUGCACCGUGUCCGAGGCGAUCGCUCUGCUGUUGCGCGACAAUCACGCCCGCGACUCGGUGUAUCUGCGCGUGCAGAUCUUCACUGGGUUUAUGUAUAUCGGUGGGUCCUUGUGUCUGUGGUUGGUCAGGGGGUGGAAGAUUGCGGACUUAGCGCAGACGGCGGCAGGGAAAUCACUGGCUGGGUCCUCGCCUCCGACUGGAGUGAAGGAAGCUCCGGAGGAGUCGAAGAUCGAGAAGGCUGCGGCGGGAACGGAUCCGCAGGCGACAGGUAGAGGAGCGCCAAAAAUGAGUCUUUGGUCUCCGAUCGGUCUGCUGCGUGGGAUGGUGUCGUUGCAGAGGGUAUAG
Messenger RNA from Aspergillus homomorphus CBS 101889, 1965 nucleotides. Its product is annotated as MCT family MFS transporter. The record is from RefSeq and is a predicted model, not a curated record. Lineage: Eukaryota; Fungi; Ascomycota; Eurotiomycetes; Eurotiales; Aspergillaceae. Gene Ontology annotation, molecular function: transmembrane transporter activity. The transcript has 2 exons. The coding region runs from base 445 to 1965 and encodes 506 amino acids. Gene Ontology annotation, biological process: transmembrane transport.